Tribolium madens (black flour beetle) is the source of this 3286-nucleotide messenger RNA. RefSeq lists its product as uncharacterized. The transcript is spliced from 5 exons. Bases 480 to 3101 code for a protein of 873 amino acids. Lineage: Eukaryota; Metazoa; Arthropoda; Insecta; Coleoptera; Tenebrionidae. The record is from RefSeq and is a predicted model, not a curated record.
CCCUGUUCUACACCUACUUAAAACCAAUACUUACUAGUAAACUAAACACGUGGGGCACUUGUAUUUGCCCUCGUCUUUGCAAAUAACGCAUGAUUUUUCCAUUUGCAUUUCUAAUAAAGCAUGUCGGUAAAGUAGGAUGCGAUAACGAGUAACGGCGGGGACUAGAUGGCACCGGUGUGGCUAUUUGGCGUCGCGACGCCGCGUUGUUGCUAUAGCGACGCGUGAUUUGGUAGGGGUGCAAGCGUCGCGACGCUGCUUUCCCAAAAUCCAAACAGUUGCCGCGAUUUCGUCGAAAGAAGCGCGUGGUGGUGCCGGUGGCGACAUCUCGACGACGCGUCGAAAAUUACCAACGGACGUUUUUUCUCAAAAUUGUUAUAAUUUGACUGUUUUUCUAAUUUUGCGUUUGGCUUUCCACUACGGGCAUUUAAUUCCAGCUGCUUGCGGGUUCCGCUGAACUAUGACCGUUCCAAAGAAAAACUAUGGCCACUUUCAAUAAUUUCCCGGAAGAGGGUCGUCCGCCGGACUCGCCGUCCCGGAAAUACACCCGGAAACAUUACCCGCGGCGAAAUAACUCGUGGAGUCACCCCAAUAGCUUAAUCUGUCCUGACAAUGGCAUUAAUAAUAAUUUAUUGGUGGAUAUCAAUCGCAAUUCGGGCGAUAAAAAGAGCCACAGUCUCAAAAACAAACUGUUUUGUAUAAAGAAGCCCCUCGACGAGGAUAAAAACAGUUUGAAUAUCCUCAAUGUAAAGGCGUUGAGUGAAUCAAGUGCCUCGAAAAGCGUUUGUGAUAAUGACCCGUCGUGUUCCCGAGAUAGGAACAGGAAUUCGUUCCAUCAGGAUGUGGAGGAGGCUCUGAGUUCGCUGUUAUGGCAGCCGUACGAGUACCAGAAUUGCAGUUCUUGCAGCAGUAGUGUAACGUUAAGCGACCUUGAUGAGUCUCCAAACAAAGGCCCUUUACACUCAUCAGACCUAAAUCUUCGUACCGAAAUGGUGAACAACCUGAAGCUGUCGACGCACCAAUGCCGGCCCGGCAAGCGGUCACGUGACGCGUUCUCUUGUUAUGCCACAAGUAGGUUGAACAGUCAAGCCAGUUUACUGGAGUUGUUCGACGGUGGUACCGUGACGUGUAUCGGUGAUAGUGCCAGUGAUUGUGAUGUGUUGCCCUGUAAAAACAGUGAUAUGCAACUGGAAGUCACGGAACCCGACCCUGGUACCAUCACCAACGUGUUGAACAUCCCCACGGGUACCAAUGGGUUGACCCUCUUCCAGAACCAGAACUCGCUGAGUAGUGCCAAUGUCGUGGGUUUGCCUGAGAAUCCGCGACGAGCGUCGGUACCAUCGCGGAACCUCCAAGUGUUCCCCAACCAUCCUCGCAAUGGUUCCGAACCUGCCCGCACCCCCGACCCCAUAACCCACCUCCGGAGCGCAUCGGUACCCAAACAAAUGCCCAACGUCAGUAACAUCAACGUGAAUUUUUACCGAGCAGUACCCGUAAAUGUCGUGUCUUCGGUACCCACCAUCCAAUGCCUCAACACUCUCGAAGGCAAUAAUGUUUCCAACGUCCAGAUCAUGCCGUUGGGUUCCGCAGCUGUGACCGGAACCACUCAAGUCACGGUACACAACCCGACCUCCGUCAACGUGGUCCAACCACCGCGGAACCCACCGCGAACCUUUACCUCAACUGAGGCCCAAACGGACGAAAUCUCCGUUUGUCCACCUUCAGACACGACGACGACGCGAGAGCAGAGACGGAAAGAACGUCGGGAACGGCGCCACCAAAGACGAACCAACGGUACCAAUCAUCGACAUACGGUCGACAGUGGUACCCAAGCUAAUACUUUACAAAAUGAAAGGCUUCCGGAUUUGCUCAACAGUCAUAUGCCGCCUCCCUAUUCACCCUUACCGAACAACGUGCCGCCCCCAAAUGUGGUACUACCGAACCCUAUGAUGGUACCACCACCGCAUCUGCAAAGUGUUGUACCUAACAAUGUAGUGCCUAGUGGUUUAGUGGCGUUUCCGCCCCCGCAAGUCGUGGGGGGGCAAGGCCCGGUGGCGGUUCCCGUACCACCGCCCUCGGGAUUUAGGUUUCCGUUUCCGGCAGGGGGAUUCAGAAGAGGCCGCUUCUCCGAGGAACCCCCCAAAGGCUGUUGCGGCUUGUUGGCAUGGAAACCUGGUUCUUUGCGAUGGUUCAUAGCGGUGAUCGCUUUGGUGGCCGUCUGUUGUGUUUUGGUUGGUACAGCCCUCGGUGCCAUGAGACCCGCAGGACGGGACCAUCUCACAGUAUCACUCCUCAUGAUAGGUGUGGGCAUCGUCUUGGUGACGGUCAGUGGCGUGGCCUGGAGACUCACUUCGCACGAUUCAUCAACUUGUCGCUCGAUGCUCGGAUUGGGGUCCACCGAAUCCGUUGAUGUUUGCACAAGACGUUUUGUUCCUCGACUGCCGCCGUCGUACGGCCGUCCCCAUCACCCCUACGCCGCUAUGAUGUAUCCAGAGUUCCAGUAUCGGCCACCGCCCCCUAGCUAUCAAGCCUCGAUGCAAGAAUAUAGACUGAGACUUUUACUUUUGGACAGGGGCAACACUCCACAGAUCCAGGCAGGGAUUCAAAACGCUGUCUCUCCACCGCCGACGUAUCGCAGCCAUGCGGGUAGUCUACUUAGGGCUCCCUUGUCGAGUCGGAGAGAUGCGGCCCAGUCGGAGUACAGUUGCCCGCCCUCGUACCGGUCACAAACCAGUACGAAUCGGCCUGGGACUCUUCAGAAUUCGGUUUUGCAUAGUCGCGAACAAAGCUUAAGCUUGUCGGAAUCGAAUCAUGAAGAAUCGGUCAACGUUGUGAACAUUUUGGGUAGUACUGAAGAAGAUAUGGCUUUAGAUAAUAUAACUUUAGAUUCGUUGAAAAUGGAACCAGAAAGUGAUAUUAAUCCGUUAAGAAUGCUUCUUAAAGGCAGUUCUAGUGAUCUUGAAGGUAGCAAAGACGGGAAUUUGGUCACAAUUGUGCAAACUAGUGACCAAAGUCCCGUCAUUGUUACAGUGAGUGGAAGCUCACAAAUCGAAGGCAAUACAAUGCAAAUACCAUCCGAAAUGGAAAUCCUGGCGCAUUUAUAGUCAAAAUUCUCAAAACUCAUUCCUUAAGGUUAGUGUACAUCCAGUUAUGUAUCACUUUGUAUUAUAAUUAUGCGAUGAAAUGUGCCUAUAUUGUGUAGAUAGUCUAUAAAUAGCAUUCUGUAUAUUAUUAUUAUUAUAUUUUAAACUGUAUAAAAGUAAAUUUUUAAUAAGAAUUGUUAAACGGU